Molossus molossus (Pallas's mastiff bat) is the source of this 4357-nucleotide messenger RNA. RefSeq names its product actin binding LIM protein family member 3 (gene ABLIM3). The record is from RefSeq and is a predicted model, not a curated record. Gene Ontology annotation, biological process: lamellipodium assembly; cilium assembly; cytoskeleton organization. The transcript is spliced from 24 exons. Bases 253 to 2304 code for a protein of 683 amino acids. Lineage: Eukaryota; Metazoa; Chordata; Mammalia; Chiroptera; Molossidae. Gene Ontology annotation, molecular function: actin filament binding. Gene Ontology annotation, cellular component: actin cytoskeleton; stress fiber.
GCCCCCCGCGCUGCCACCCAGCGAGCCCGCAUCAUGGAUGUCGAACUCUCCUAUUUCGCUUUGCUCGCCUUGGAAUUCGAGUCCCCAGACGAGGACCAGGAUUCAUGAACCGGCCGCAGGGGCCCGGGCAGGGGCCUCUGGCUCCCGACGCUGGCCGAGAGGUGAUGAGUGAGGUCGGAAGAUCGGAAGAUUUUAAAAGCAACCAGGGCCUCCGUGUUGAAUGAAGGACCCAGUUCAAGCAAAGGCAUCACCAUGAACACGAGCAUUCCUUAUCAGCAGAAUCCUUACAAUCCCCGGGGCAGCUCCAAUGUCAUCCAGUGCUACCGAUGUGGAGACACCUGCAAAGGAGAAGUGGUUCGCGUCCACAAUAACCACUUCCACAUCAGAUGCUUCACCUGUCAAGUGUGCGGCUGCGGCCUGGCCCAGUCAGGCUUCUUUUUCAAGAACCAGGAGUACAUCUGCACCCAGGACUACCAGCAACUCUACGGCACCCGCUGUGACAGCUGCCGGGACUUCAUCACCGGCGAGGUCAUCUCGGCCCUGGGCCGCACCUACCACCCCAAGUGCUUCGUGUGCAGCUUGUGCAGGAAGCCUUUCCCCAUCGGAGACAAAGUGACCUUCAGCGGGAAGGAGUGUGUGUGUCAGACGUGCUCCCAGUCCAUGGCCAGCAGUAAGCCCAUCAAGAUCCGCGGACCAAGCCACUGUGCUGGAUGCAAGGAGGAGAUCAAGCAUGGCCAGUCGCUCCUGGCACUGGACAAGCAGUGGCACGUCAGCUGUUUCAAAUGCCAGACCUGCAGCGUCAUCCUCACCGGGGAGUACAUCAGCAAGGAUGGCGUCCCGUACUGCGAAUCUGACUACCACUCCCAGUUUGGCAUUAAAUGCGAGACAUGUGACCGAUACAUCAGCGGCAGGGUCUUGGAGGCAGGAGGGAAGCACUACCACCCAACAUGUGCCAGAUGUGUACGCUGCCACCAGAUGUUCACCGAAGGGGAGGAGAUGUACCUCACAGGUUCUGAGGUUUGGCACCCAAUCUGCAAACAGGCAGCCCGGGCAGAGAAGAAGUUAAAGCACAGGCGGACGUCUGAAACUUCCAUCUCACCGCCUGGAUCUAGCAUUGGGUCACCCAACCGAGUCAUCUGCGCUAAAGUGGAUAAUGAGAUUCUUAAUUACAAAGACCUGGCAGCUCUCCCCAAGGUUAAGUCCAUCUACGAGGUACAACGCCCUGACCUCAUUUCCUACGAGCCUCAUUCCAGAUACACGUCUGAUGAGAUGCUGGAGAGAUGUAGCUAUGGAGAGUCGCUGGGAACGUUGUCUCCCUACUCCCAGGACAUCUACGAGAGCCUGGACCUCCGGCAGAGACGGGCCUCCAGCCCGGGGUACAUCGAUUCCCCCACCUACAGCCGGCAGGGCAUGUCCCCCACCUUCUCCCGCUCGCCUCACCAUUACUACCGCUCCGGGCCCGAGAGUGGCCGGAGCUCUCCAUACCAUAGCCAGUUAGAUGUGAGGUCCUCCACUCCAACCUCUUACCAGGCUCCCAAGCACUUUCACAUCCCAGCUGGAGAAAGUAACAUCUACCGGAAACCCCCGAUCUACAAACGGCAUGGUGAUCUGUCAACAGCAACCAAGAGCAAAACAAGUGAAGACAUCAGUCAGGCCUCCAAGUACAGUCCAGCCUACUCGCCAGACCCCUAUUAUGCUUCAGAGUCUGAGUAUUGGACCUACCAUGGGUCCCCCAAAGUUCCCCGAGCCAGAAGGUUCUCAUCUGGAGGAGAGGAGGACGAUUUUGACCGCAGCAUGCACAAGCUCCAGAGCGGAAUUGGCCGGCUGAUUCUGAAGGAGGAGAUGAAGGCCCGGUCCAGCUCCUACGCAGAUCCCUGGACCCCACCCAGGAGCUCCACCAGCAGCCGGGAGGCCCUGCACACAGCUGGCUAUGACAUGUCCCUCAACGGCUCCCCUCGGUCCCACUACCUGGCUGACAGUGAUCCCCUCAUCUCCAAGUCCGCCUCCCUGCCUGCCUACAGAAGAAACGGGCUGCACAGGACACCCAGCGCAGACCUCUUCCACUAUGACAGCAUGAAUGCCGUCAACUGGGGCAUGCGAGAGUACAAGAUCUACCCUUAUGAACUGCUGCUGGUGACCACAAGAGGAAGAAACCGACUGCCCAAAGAUGUGGACCGGACACGUUUAGAGCGCCACCUGUCCCAGGAAGAGUUCUACCAGGUCUUCGGCAUGACCAUCUCUGAGUUUGACCGGCUGGCCCUCUGGAAGAGGAAUGAACUGAAGAAGCAAGCCCGGCUGUUCUAGACAGAGGCUCUAUAAAUAUGUAUGCAUUUAUAUAAAGAUAUAUGUAAAAUCUCUAUACUGAAGCCCGGUAUAACCCUCUUGUGUAACGGGACACACUGCCUGCCAUGAGACUUGCUUUUCUGUACUGUCAGGCAAGCCCACGUCAUCGAGAUAUUUUUAUGCUCCUUACUUUCUCUUUUCUAAAUGCAACGGGGUUUGGGAAGGGAUUUGAGGGGAUACCCAUCCUUUUACUGGGGAUCCUUUUUAUACUGAACCAUCUGUCCUAACUUGAGUCCCCCAAGGUCCAGCCCUCUUUCCUAAAGGAGGCGCCUGAAGUCCCUUCUCUCUGCUUCUCGGCUCUUCCCAGUCUCGAGGGUGGAUGCUGACCAUGCUGUUCUCACACCUUAUUGGCCCCAGAGGGGCCUCCCCUGGGAGGAUCCACAGGGAUCUCCCAAAGUCGCUGAGCACCUUGGAGAGCCCUUGCAGAAUUUUCUCAUCACCCACAAUUAGGAGCUCAGUGCUCUCUGGGGGUGAUGCAGUCAGAAGUGUGGGCCUGACCUACCCCUUAUAGCAGUCAACAGAAAUGGACAGGGCUGUGGCCUCUCCUGAGCUCUUCAAUCCUCCUCCUCUGUCCUUGAUCCUAACCUCUCCCUGCUCCAAAUCUGUGACUUAUGGUAGGAAAAGAAAAGUCGCUUCCUCCUGGCCCCUGACCUGGAGAACCAGAGGGAAGGAAUGGGAGACAGGAGGGCACCUGUUAGAAUUGGAGCUACAGGACCUCUUGGGACCCUCCCCUCUCCCUCACGGCUCCAAGCACCUCCUGACACCCCCUUUGGAGGAGAGGCCCAUUAUUACAGCCUAUAUUCUGCAGCCUUACCACAAUCUAUGUGCCUGACAACUCAACACACACAGGUCUAAUGUUCCCAUCACAGCCCUAACCGAACAACUAGACAGACAACCUCUAACACCCCUCUCAAGGUGAUGUAGGCCAUGUUCCAACAAAAGGUUCCUGGUCUAUGCCCACUGGUCCUAGGGCUGGCAGGGUAACCCAGCCAGGCCCUGGCUCCCACUGCAAAGUUGGCCAGGUUUUACAGGGGAAACUUUCUGAAGAAUGGUGUUCGUGAGAUUCCAGAAUGAAGCCCUGGCCCACACCACUCACAGUUCCCCUGGGUUUUCCCAGUGGCUGCUCUUCCUGCCUCCCUGCCUUUUGGAACAGGGGUGAAUGCUUAGCCUUCUCUCCUCCCCUUUCCAGACCUUCUACCCUGAGUUGGUGAUGUUUGGGGGGGAGUCUGCUCCUUCCGGGAGAUGCCUUGAGUUGGGCAAUUUUGAGAUCUUGGAAGAAGGACAAAUACAUGGAAAUAACAAUGAUGACUCUUAAGAGGCUGGUGAUGUGACGUGGCAAAUGUAGAACUGACUUCAAUUCAACAAACCCUCACUGAGCACCUGCUGACGCUGAGCACUUGCUGUAUUCUGAGCACUGAAUGGGGGAGGGAGGUGGGAACACGGGGAUGAUGGGCACGGGCCCUGGUCUCGGAGACAUGCCGACUAACAAUGUGUAUGGUGAGGCAUGUACUCAAACAUGACGGAGGUAAUGUGGAAAGUGAUGAGAGACGGCAUGAGAAAGUGACAUUACUGGAAAGGCAGAUGCAGCUGGUGCAGACGAAGGAGAGCUUUCUAGAAGAGAUUGCAUUUGAGCAAAAUUCGGGAAGUAUCUUUGUAAACUGGGAGGGGACUAUAACUUGAAAGGGUGAAAGGCUGAGGGGCCGGAAGGGAGGUCUAAUAUGCUCUCAUUUAAAAUAUCAACCCUCUCUGUUACUUCUCUUUAUGGCCAAUGUCUUUCAACUGUCCUGACCCCUUAGAAAUGUCCCCGGCCAGACGCAAUCAUUGAAACUGCCUCAUUAUCACUGGUUGAGAACUUGGCAAGAUUUGAAGGGCUUCUGUCACUGUUGGUGGAUAGUCUUGUUUCCCAUAAAGGCACAUGAUUUCAACCCAGACCUGUGUCCUGUUGUUUGUAGUGGGAGUGGAAAUGAGCGACAUGGAAAAGAGGCUGAACCAUGCACAUUUUUUCAAAAUAAAA